CGGGGGGGUACACACACAGAGGGACACUGACCGUUGCCGGCGGCAGAGGGCAGAGGCAUGGCGGCACCGGGGCAGCUGGCACAGACCCCCCUGCAAAAAACGUGGGUCCCCCUCCGUGCCCACACCUUGAAACGGGGAUCCUCUGUCCCCCAGUUUACCAACUGCCCCACCAUGGUGAUCAUGGUGGGGCUGCCAGCCCGUGGCAAGACCUACAUGUCCCGUAAGCUCACACGUUAUCUCAACUGGAUUGGCACCCCGACACGUGUGUUUAACGUGGGGCAGUACCGGCGUGAAGCUGUGCAAAGCUAUAAGAACUACGAGUUUUUCCGUCACGAUAACCAGGAGGCCAUGCAAAUCCGCAGGCACUGCGCGCUGGCAGCCCUGAAGGAUGUCCAGACCUAUCUGAACUCUGAGGAGGGACAAGUGGCAGUGUUUGAUGCCACCAACACAACACGGGAACGCCGAGCCCUCAUCCUGCAGUUUGCAAAGGAGAAUGGCUACAAGGUUCUGUUUGUCGAAUCCAUUUGCAAUGACCCUGCCAUCAUCGAGGAGAACAUCAAGCAAGUGAAGCUGAGCAGCCCCGACUACAAGGGCUGCGCUCAGGAGGAGGUGGUGGCUGACUUCCUCAAGCGCAUCGAGUGCUACAAAGCCACCUACGAGCCCCUGGACGAGGAGCUGGACAGCGGGCUGUCCUACAUCAAGAUCUUUGAAGCGGGACUGCGGUACCUGGCGAACCGGGUGCAGGGCCACAUCCAGAGCCGCACCGUCUACUACCUGAUGAACAUCCACGUCACGCCCCGCACCAUCUACCUCAGCCGCCAUGGCGAGAGCCAGCUCAACCUGCGGGGACGCAUCGGGGGGGACUCAGGGCUGUCCCCUCGGGGGGCAGAGUAUGCCCAGGCCCUGGCCCAGUUCCUCUGUGGGCAGCACAUCCAGGACCUGAAGGUCUGGACCAGCCACAUGAAACGCACCAUCGAGACAGCCGAAGCCCUGGGGGUGCCCUACGAGCAGUGGAAAGCCCUCAACGAGAUCGAUGCCGGCGUCUGUGAGGAGAUGACCUACGAGGAAAUCCAGGAGCGCUACCCCAAAGAAUUUGCCCUACGGGACCAGGAUAAAUAUCGCUACCGCUAUCCCAAAGGCGAGUCAUACGAAGACCUGGUGCAGCGGCUGGAGCCCGUCAUCAUGGAGCUGGAGCGGCAGGAGAACGUGCUGGUCAUCUGCCACCAAGCUGUCAUGCGCUGCCUGCUGGCUUACUUCUUGGAUAAGAGCGCAGAUGAACUGCCCUACCUCAAGUGUCCCCUGCACACCGUGCUCAAGCUGACACCCGUGGCUUAUGGGUGCGAGGUAGAAUCCAUCUUCCUCAACAUUGAAGCAGUCAACACCCACCGGGAACGACCCGAGAACGUCGACAUCAGCCGUCCCCCAGCUGAAGCCCUGGUCACCGUCCCCAAGCAUUAUUGAGGGGUCCCCCCCAGGGCAGGGGGGGGGCUCCCCAGAUUCCAGCUUAAUGAAGCACCGAGUUAUGAGGCA
Molecule: messenger RNA, 1530 nt
Organism: Falco peregrinus (peregrine falcon)
Lineage: Eukaryota; Metazoa; Chordata; Aves; Falconiformes; Falconidae
Gene: PFKFB1
Product: 6-phosphofructo-2-kinase/fructose-2,6-biphosphatase 1
Exons: 14
Coding region: 58-1461 (467 amino acids)
Biological process (GO): fructose metabolic process; fructose 2,6-bisphosphate metabolic process
Cellular component (GO): cytosol; 6-phosphofructo-2-kinase/fructose-2,6-biphosphatase complex
Molecular function (GO): 6-phosphofructo-2-kinase activity; fructose-2,6-bisphosphate 2-phosphatase activity; ATP binding
Source: RefSeq, a predicted model, not a curated record